AUGGUUGGCCAUACAGAAAUAGAAGAAGAAGAAGACAGAACAACGACGACUCAGCAACCACUGAUCUCUCUCUUGUUUUCAUUUCUCGAACGGGAAAGAAGGGAAGAUGAAGACGCCCCGGUUUCGAAGGUAUCCAGAGUAUCCUGGGCCAGGUCCUUGAGCGUGGCGUCCAGCAGUCUUGAUACAAGGCGGUCCGAGCUUGACUCAGACAGCUACUGCUACUCCUCCAGGGACUUGUCUGACUCGGUUGGGCUCUUCGAGUUACUGAGUCAGAGAAGAGCUAAUGAUUUGCGAGUCUUCGGUUUCUCCGAACUCAAAUCCGCUACUAGGGGGUUCAGUAGAGGCUUGCUUAUUGGGGAGGGAGGCUUUGGCUGCGUUUAUAGAGGCGUCGUUAAAGUUCCAGCUGAUCGUGAAUCAGGUUCCAAGAUGGAUGUUGCUAUAAAACAGUUGAAUCGUCACGGUUUCCAGGGGCAUAGGGAAUGGAUUAAUGAAGUUAAUUUCUUGGGUGUGGUUAAGCAUCCAAAUCUUGUUAAAUGA
Messenger RNA from Populus nigra (black poplar), 537 nucleotides. Its product is annotated as serine/threonine-protein kinase PCRK1-like. Lineage: Eukaryota; Viridiplantae; Streptophyta; Magnoliopsida; Malpighiales; Salicaceae. Gene Ontology annotation, biological process: protein phosphorylation. The transcript is spliced from 3 exons. The record is from RefSeq and is a predicted model, not a curated record. Gene Ontology annotation, molecular function: ATP binding; protein kinase activity. Bases 1 to 537 code for a protein of 178 amino acids.